Messenger RNA from Cicer arietinum (chickpea), 4118 nucleotides. RefSeq lists its product as uncharacterized. The record is from RefSeq and is a predicted model, not a curated record. Gene Ontology annotation, molecular function: phosphatidylinositol binding. NCBI's taxonomy places the organism in Eukaryota, Viridiplantae, Streptophyta, Magnoliopsida, Fabales, Fabaceae.
AAAACAAUGGCAGUAGAAAUAUGGAAUAGAUUGAAAUAAGCACAGAAGAAAAAGAAAUCUCAUUCCAUUCCACGUCAAUUUCAUGAGCGAGAAAGUGCUAAGAGAAACAAAACUGACACACAAAAAACUCAGAAAACGAAAUCAAACUCACACACUCACCAAAACCAAAACGCAAUCAAAAUACCUAACAUUCGCUGAUUCAAUUUCAUUCUCACAUCUUCAAUUUCCGUUAUUCUCAAUCUAUACUUUUCGAUUUUUAUUGAAUUCGCAAUCGUGAUUUUCCCCUAUCAAUGGAGUAGUCGUGUUUUUUUUUUAUCGCGAUUGGUUUGAAUCGCGCUUUGUUGUGUUCUCAGUCGGUAGCGUGAUUCCGAUAAUUUCGAGAUGAGUAUGCCGAAGCCUAAUCAGGUUGCAGUUAGAGACCUCGUUGAGGAAGCUAAGAAACGAAUUGUUAUUCUCAUCGUUUGUGUCGUUGGACUCUCCUAUCUCAUGUCAUUGACAAGCUCCUCAGUUUGGGUCAACUUGCCUACUGCAGCCUCCUUAAUUAUUGUUUUCCGCUAUUUAUCACUGGAUUAUGAAAUGAAGAGAAAAGCUGCAGCAUACAACAAUAAAGCAGGCUCCACCAGUAUUCAGUCUUCAAAGUUGCCUAUCGAAAAUCCUAAAGCAGUUGCAAAGUUUGAGUGGCGAGCAAAAGUGAAUUCUCCUGUUGUUGAGGAUGCAAUUGAUCACUUCACCAGGCAUCUGAUUUCUGAGUGGGUAACAGAUCUUUGGUACUCUCGCUUAACACCGGACGAAGAGGGUCCUGAGGAGUUGGUGCAAAUAAUUAAUGGUGUGCUUGGUGAAAUUUCAGGACGCAUGAGAAAUAUAAAUCUGAUUGACUUUUUGAUAAGGGAUCUUGUUAAUCUCAUUUGCACUCACUUGGAGCUGUUUCGUGCUGCUCACUCAAAGAUUGAAAAACAACACACAGGUUCAUUAACAAUUGAAAGUCGAGAUUUGGAACUAAAAAUUGUGUUGGCUGCAGAAGACAAAUUGCAUCCUGCUUUAUUCUCUUCUGAAGCUGAGCACAAGGUUUUGCAGCAUCUGAUGAAUGGUCUUAUGUCUGUCACUUUCAAGUCUGAGGAUUUGCAGUGUUCUUUCUUUCGAUAUACUGUCAGGGAGCUUCUUGCAUGUGCUGUAAUGCGACCUGUCCUAAAUUUAGCCAAUCCAAGAUUUAUUAAUGAACGAAUUGAAUCUGUGGUAAUUAAUAAAACCAAGGUUAACAAGGGUGUUGGUGCAGCAAAAGGGGUAUCCCACACUAAAGCAGAUGAGUCACAAACUUCAUCUGACCAUUUUUCCAAGUAUUUAGAUCCUUCCGUUACUGGUGUUGAGCUUAUGCAGCUAAGCAAUGGUCAAUCCAGAAAUGCAGAGCCAUCUGCAGAAAGAAAUGCUCGUGAUAACAUUUCUAGAGACCCAUUGCUUUCAAUUGAUGCUCGAUCUUCUCGUUCAUGGAACUCAUUGCCUGAAAACUCCCAAAUUAAUGGUGACCAAGGUAUUCAACGAAAUCGCUCAGGAGGAGAGUGGGGAGAUAUUUUAGAUGUCGUUUCUCGAAGAAAGACCCAAACUCUUGCUCCAGAACAUUUUGAGAAUGUGUGGGCAAAGGGCAAAAAUUACCAGAAAAGGGAUGGAGAGAACCAGUCAAAUGAGCAAGUCCCACAACAUCCCCCAAAAGGGAAAUCAGCCAAGGUAGAUCAUAUGAAGGCAAUAUCUGGACCCAAAGAAAAAGAUACUAGAUCGAAGCUUAAUCCCUCUAAGGGAGGCCACAUUAAUUCUGGAUACAGCAGUCAAUUCACUGUUGAAGAUGCAUCCUUUCAUGGAGACAAGAACGGAUCAACUUGUUCUUCAGUUACCUCAUAUAAAGGUGAUGAGCACAACCACAGUAGUAUGCAGAUCAGUGAAUCAGAGAGCAAUACUUCUUAUACUUCUGAAGAUGAUGAAACUAGUGCUGUUACUGGUCUUGAUUCCCCUGGAACUAAGGUUUGGGAUGGGAGAAGUAAUAGAAAGCAAGCUGUUUCUUAUGUUCAUCACCCACUUGAAAAUUUUGAUAACCACAGUACAAAGAAGAAGAAUAAGAGCCGUUCUCGCUAUCCAAGAUUAUUCAGAACCCAGUCUGGCAGUAAAAGGUCUAGACCAAGCGAUCACAAAACACAUAUGUGGCAGGAAGUUGAAAGGUCAAGCUUUUUAUCUGGUGAUGGUCAAGAUAUACUUAGCACAUCAAAAUCACUUGUGAACUCGGAGGAUUCCUCUGAUGGUGCUGAUUUUGAAAGUUUGGGUAGAAUUUAUAGUGGAGCAGCUGCCUCUUCUUCGUCCUUAAUUUCUAAAUCAGAAUCUUGUAGUUUGGCUGUUAGUACCCUGAAAAGUUCUUCUUCUGUAGAUUCCUUUUACAAGUUGAGAUGUGAGGUUUUGGGAGCAAAUAUUGUGAAGAGUGGUUCAAGAACGUUUGCCGUUUACUCUAUAUCCGUUACAGAUGUAAAUAAUAACAGUUGGUCUAUUAAAAGAAGGUUUCGUCAUUUUGAGGAGCUGCAUCGACGCCUGAAAGAGUUCCCUGAGUAUCAUCUUCAUUUACCACCAAAACAUUUUCUGUCAACUGGUUUAGAUGUAGCAGUCAUUCAAGAGCGGUCUGAAUUGCUUGAUAAAUAUUUGAAGAAACUUAUGCAGCUACCUACAGUUUCAGAAUCAAUUGAACUAUGGGACUUUCUGAGUGUUGACUCUCAGACGUACAUAUUCUCAAAUUCUUUUUCUAUCAUGGAAACGUUACCAGUUGGCCUGGAUACGACGAAGCCAUCUGAGAAGACUAAAAUCAGUUCUGAAAGUAAAGAGGCUGUUUUGCGAACAAGAAAUAAUGCUGUGGCUGAUGGAGUGAGGCCAAAAGUAAAUAGCAUGCCUCUUUCUCUACCAACAAAAAAGAAUACACGGGAAUCUAGACAGUCAUUUGACAACUCUGGAAGCAACACAGAUGUUCUAGCCUGGAAGAGUGCAUCUUCUCCCAAUAACUUGCCGAAGUCAGUGAAAGGGAGAGGUAGUUCAGACGUGGCCUCCGAUGUGCACCAUGAUACUGCUGACACUGUUCCAACAGAGUGGGUGCCACCAAAUUUAAGCGUGCCCAUAUUAGAUCUGGUUGAUGUUAUCUUCCAGCUGCAAGAUGGUGGAUGGAUUAGGAGGCAGGCUUUCUGGGUUGCUAAACAAGUCUUACAACUAGGAAUGGGUGAUGCCUUUGAUGAUUGGUUGUUAGAGAAAAUUCUGCUUCUCCGAAAGGGAUCAGUGAUUGCUUCAGGGGUCACGCGAGUUGAGCAAAUACUCUGGCCUGAUGGAAUUUUCCUAACCAAGCAUCCUAAUCGACGACCACCACCUACCAGUCCAUCUCAGAACUCACCUACUGGACAUCAACCUACACAAGUGUCUUCUCCAAGGAUGGACGAUGAGCAGCAACAGGAGGCAGAUCGGCGUGCAAAGUUUGUAUAUGAGCUAAUGAUUGAUAAUGCACCACCAGCAAUUGUAGGUCUUGUUGGAAGGAAAGAGUAUGAACAAUGUGCUAGGGAUCUUUACUUUUUUCUUCAGUCAUCUGUUUGCAUGAAGCAGCUAGCUUUUGACCUCCUGGAGAUGCUGCUUUUGUCAGCAUUUCCAGAACUUGAUGAUGUAUUCAAGCAGGUGCAUGAAGAAAAGCAUAAAUUUGGCGAGUUGAUAAAGUAAAUAUAAUCAUUUUCGGCCAAAGUAGGGAGAAACAAAGGUGUGAAUGUUGUUUUCCAAGUUACAUUUUUGUCUUUUAAUUGUCCCUUGCGACAUUAGUCUCUGCACCCAGCCUCCUAUUUCUGCCUGAUGAUGAAUAGAAAGGCAGUUAAAUUUUAAAAUAUACGGCAUCCUGUAAAUUUUGUUGAGAUUAAUGCAAUCACUUGAAAGAUUAUAUGCUAAAGCUUUUUCAAGCCAACAGCUAUCUAGAUUAUAUGCUCACACACUUACUGCUGGUACUGCAUAUAGUUCUUAAUUAUAGUCUUUAAAGUUUAAACAGAAAUUUCAUACGCAAUAUUGUACAAGUAAUUAUUAAACAAAGCAGUGAGAUCAUUGAAUGUUUCUUUUCAGUGGGGAAA